Molecule: messenger RNA, 3887 nt
Organism: Durusdinium trenchii
Lineage: Eukaryota; Dinophyceae; Suessiales; Symbiodiniaceae
Source: the annotation of a GenBank genome assembly
GCUUUCCUGAUCCCACCUAUUUUCCCAGCUUGGUACGGGUGCGGGGGCGCUUUCUCGCUCCCCGUUUUCACCAUGCCAUGGCGGACCUCUCCGCGGUCUUGGAGGUCUUGCGCCAGCGGCACCAGCCGGAUUUGCAAGCCUGGGGCUGUGCGGCCUUGCGAAAUCUCACCCAGGAGGGUAGCGUGGAGUUUCGCGACAAAGCCUUGGAGGCCGGCGCGCUGGAGUUGGUCCUCACUGCCCUUCAGCGACAUAUCUCCAUCGCGCAAGUUCAGGAGUGUGGCUUGGCGGCGCUCAGUGGCUUUGCGCGAGCCUUUGAGGCCGAAGCGCCGAAGGGCAUGGCUGCCUGGGGCCGACGGCCAUCGCAGGGGCUGCAGGCAGCCCUCCUGGCGAUGAAGGAGCACCCGCAUGAGCCUGAAGUCCAACGCUGGGCUUUGGCCGCGCUCGGUGAGCUCCUCCGCUGUGAGAAGAUGGUGGAAGAGCUGUGGCAGUCGAGCCACUUCCUUCGCUACACCUCUUUGGCCUUGGAGCGGCAUGCCUCGGCUGCUCAAGUGCAGGCUGCGGGCAGUGCCUUUCUCGGGCGCCUGGCGUUGAAGAGUUCCGCGCAGCAGGUGUCGACAGUUGAUAAGACCACGCGGGGCCUCCUCUUCAACGCCAUGGAGGAGCACUUGAAAGCAGUGGAAGUGCAAGCGUGCGCGGUGAGCGCCUUGGGUGCUUUCGUCUUGAGGGGUGCCCACCGGAAGUCCAUGGUGGAGAGCCGUGGGCCGCAGCUGCUGCUGGAAGCCAUGCGGCAGCACCCGAGCUCUGAGCCUGUCCAGGAGAAGGGUGCGAAUGCCCUGCGGUUGCUCGUCAAGGACAGCCCAGAAGCGCAGGCCCUGCUACUGAAGCUGGGCGCCGCUGAGGUCUUGGUCCACAUUUGCCAAGUGCACCUUCCGAGCCUCGGUGCUUUGUCCGCCGCCCUGCAUGCACUCAGCGUGCUCAGCCGGCCCUGGCGGGCUGAGCAGCCCGAGCCCUGGAGUUUUGCAGAGGUGCCGGCAAAGACACCGAGCUGCUGUAAGCCUGAGAUUUUGCUUGCCACACUCCAACGAUGCCCAGAGAGCAAUUCCAUCCUGGAGCCCGGAUUGACCCUGCUUUGGGGCUACCUCGCCAAGGAACCCAGCGCCUCCUCCGUGGAGUGCGCUCGCAGUGCCACCGCGGCCCUUCGUGUGCCGACAGCCUCGGCCCAAACGCUCGCCGCGGCCGGCGGCGUGCUGUGCGUCACGGGGGCGGAGGCGGUGGAGUCGCCAGGAGCAGUGGUCAAGCUCUUGUUGAAAGCGCAAAUGGCACACCCAGACCAGCGGAUGCUGCAGGAACGUGCUUGGGAGGCAGUGCUUAUGCUGCUCAGAGCUUCGGAAAGCCUCGACGAGGUGCAGGGAAAGCUCUUGCGGCACUUGGUUCAGGCCAUGAUGCAGCACCAAGGACCUUUGCAGUGGAUUGGGUGCGACAUCAUGACCCUGUUGUGCUUGCCAGACGCUCCCAAUGCAGCGGAACACCGGCAGCUGCUGAUGCAAUUGGAAGCACCUCGUUUGGUCGCUGAAGCCAUGAAGAAGAACCUCCCAGUGCCAGAAAUGCAGGAUUCAGGCUGCGCCACGCUGCAGUGCUUGGCGCUGGAUCAGGUGAACGAAGGUGAGUUGGAGCAGUUGGAAGAUGUGACGGUCGAGGCCUUGCUGCUGUCCCUGGAGGCGCAACCGCACUUCCAGGCAGCGCAGACUCGCGCGUUGGAUCUUUUGUCCUCCUUCGCUCAACACGCACGCUGGACGCUGGCACGGCCGCGGGCUGCGGAGUUGGCGGUGGCCGCCUUGAAACGGCAUGCGGAGGACGCCACCCUGGUGGAGAUCGCUUGCCGUUUGCUUUGGCGACUGCUGGAGGGCGAGGUCUCCGAGCCCAUGGACCGCAUUGCUUGCACCUUGCUGGACCUCCUUGAUGAAGCUCCGAGCCUCAGCACAAGGACCUUCCUUUUACAUCUGGCAAAACGAAGUGACGACGUGGCCACCAGGGUUCUGGCCGCCAACGGGGCGCAGCCGGCCGCAGAGGCCGCUGCGCCGCCCUUGCUCAGCUUGCAGCUGAUGGAGCGUUUGGCACAGCGGCGCUCGCUGCGCCCGGCACUGCGGCGGGUGGGCGAGCUGUGGCGGAAGCUGCAAGAGGCCCUCUCAACGGCCGAGGAUGAUGAGGGCGCGGCGAGGACGCCGACGCCCAUCUCCCUGUGUGUUUGCGGCUGCGCUCUGCUUGGCCGCUUGGCCUGCGAUGGGGAGGCUGCUGCAGCGCAGGCGUCCGUGGAGCUAGAGAGGCUCAUGAAGCAGAUUGAGGCAAGCGAUGAUGUAGAACUGCAAUCAUGGGGCUUCUUGGCCCUUCAGAACCUCCUUUGUGGCUCCACCUCCGACGCCCAGCUGCGGCGCCACACGGCCGUCCGGCUCCAGCUGGCCUCCGAGCUGCGGAGGGCCGUCGGCCCGGCGGAGGCGCAGAGGGGUAGAUUGGAGACAAUCUUGAUGAUGUGCUUCCAAAACCUGGUGGAUUGCAUCGAGCUUCAGGAGCUGCAGGAGUGUUAUGGAGCUGAUGAGGUGUUGGCGUUGCUGCUUCGGGCCUUGGGUACCCAGUGGGCCUUGGAAGUGCGUGAGCGCGCGUGUUUCUUGUUGUGCUUCCUGGCGAACCGCAUGCCGAAGGUCAAAGAUACCUUUCUGGAAGGCGGAGAGGCGCUGGAGACCUUGUUGCUGGAGGCGCUGAAAGAUCACCUGGCACUGGAGGAGGAUCCCGAGGUGGAGCUCCGGGACGAGCUGCUCUUUGAGCUUUGGCUGCCGGCGGCCUUCGUGGGGCGCCUUGAGCAGCCCUGUCACGUGAGGGCCAUGGAGGUGUGCUCCCCAGAGCUGCUCUUGGAGGCCAUGCAGGCGUUGCCCUUGUGUGCCGCCCUUCAAGUCACCAGCUGUGGCGCUUUGCGGCGCUAUGCCAUGACGGCCACCGCGGCGCGUGCCGCGCACGCGGCUCCACCCGGCCGCCGGGUGGCGGCCUUGGAGCAGCGCUUGGCGCGCAGCACAGCGGCCACGAUGGACGCCAUGCGGAGCCAUGAGAAGUGCGCGGAGGUGCAGCGUGCCUCGGUUCUGGCGCUGCAUGCCUUGCUACGGCUCUCCUGCAGCCUUGAAGGGGAAGACGUCGCAGUGGAGCGCCUGGUGAGCCUCGAAGCAGUUCCCAUUCUGCUCCGUGCCUUGCAAGAUUUCCCCGAGGAUCCUCAAUUGCAAGAACGUGGGCUGGACGCGCUCCGCGUGUUGGCCACCCGCCGUGCCGACGUCACCGAGCUGCUGUGCGAGCUGAAGGCUGUGCUCCCAGUGGUUGAAGCCAUGAACCUGAACAUCUUCAAGCCGAAGAUUCAGGAGUACGGCCUCUCAAUUCUUGCAGAGAUUGCUUGGCAAGGAGGCCGUGAGCAGCAGAUGGAGGCUUUGAAGAACCUGGGAGUGGAGGCCGUGGUCCGUGCGUUGAAAGCCUUUCCCCAAAGUGGGGAAGUGCAGACCAGCGGCCUGGCUGCUGUUCAAGCUAUGACCUCUGAGAAUGAGGAGUGCCGCGUCCAAUUCUUUGCCCUCUCAGAGAUCUUGGAGUUGGUGCUGGAGGCGAUGGGGAAUUUUCCUUUGUGUGAGGGGGUGCAAGCGUUCGGCUGCGCCGCGCUGAUCUCCUUGGUUCAUACCAAGCCGGAGCGUGUGGGCGCGCUGGCGGAUUUGAAUUGUACUUCGAUGGUCGAAAGUGCCAUGGUGGGACAUCCCAAGUCAAAACGAGUGCUGGAAUUAGCAGAUCAUUUGAUGACGGUUCUGAGGAAGGGCGGAGGAAGAUGAGGAUCGGCCUGGGAGGUUUGGGCCGUUGUUUGGGCC